This is a messenger RNA of Coregonus sp. 'balchen', 7755 nucleotides long. The record is from the annotation of a GenBank genome assembly. Lineage: Eukaryota; Metazoa; Chordata; Actinopteri; Salmoniformes; Salmonidae.
GGAAAUUACAUCACAGGCUCUAAGUUGGGAUGUGAUGCCGAAAUCACCCAAAAAACAGUUCAGGAACAGACAGGUACAGAUAAGUUUGACACCAGCGACAGCUCAAAGUCCAGUUGCUUAUGUUACAAAACCGAUGGUGCAAGACAGACUACUAGACUGCUAUUUGAUUUGGGGAACUCUAUAGGUCAACAAUGAGACAGGCUACAGGACACAGCAGUGACAACCCGAGGAACAAUGCAACCCAGACUGGAUCUGUUGUUUUUAUCUCUAACCCUUUGAUGACUGGUGAGUAGACUGCUUGGUGCAAUACGCUAAAAGUUUCCACUUGUCAAUAUCCAUGCUUUGGCCAAUGAAUGUCUGUAUAUGUGAAUGAUCCUAUGAUUGUUGUUCUUCUCUUGUAAGAUAUUGAGUCAGAUUGGUCCCCCAUUCAUGAUGCAGCCUACAAUGGACGUGUUCUCACACUGAGAAACCUAAUAGCUCAGGUAAGGAAGGCACACCCGGACCCACAGGGCACAGACGUCAAUUCAACGUUUAUUCCCCGUUGGUUCAAUGUAAUUUCAUUGAAAUGACAUGGAAACAAUGUUGAUUCAACCAGUGUGUGCCCAGUGGGUCUGUAUUAUGCAAGCUCAUGCCUGCAGGCUUUAGUGUAACUGCUAUUUGUUAUUUCUGUUAAUAAAGUAACAAUAGCCUUACCAUAGUCUGCAGAAUGGGACUGUAGAUGGAAUGCGUCACUUAAGCACAGUAUUAUUCAAGGGACAGCUUAUCACACUGAACAUUCAAAGCAAUUUCAAUAUGGAGAAAUGUCUGUCUAUUGUUGGCAGAGGGAAUAGGAUUGUUUUUUUGUGUGUGUGUCAUUUUUCAAUCCUCUUCACAGGGAACGUGUGUCAACCUGGCCACUCUAGACAGAUUCUCUCCCCUUCAUGGAGCAUGUCUUCAGGGACACACUGAUUGUGCCAGGUUACUGAUAGAAAAUGGUGCAAAUGUGAGUAAGGAAUUAAACUCUAUCUGCACCACCUCUGAUUUGGGCGGAUUUUAAGACUCACACAGCACAAAGCUGUAUACAUUAUUUACAUGAUUAUGAUUCAAUUUGAAUGUAGAACAAGCACAGGCCAAAUACAGGCAGACCCCUCUGAAUAUGGGUCAUAAAUGUGUCUGUGAAGUUAUUAGGCGAUUAACCACACGCAUUCCUUGUCACUUUAAUAUUACUAGCACAAAUCUCUAGACAACAAUACCUCAACUGUACGCUGAGUGAGUGUAAAGUCACCUUUCAAUUGCUACUGAAUCUGAGUGUAACAAUUUAUUUAACUGUUGAAUAGUCUAUAUUUUAGUUUUUAAAAAGCACUGAGCGAAAAUGGAAAAUCAACAACAUAGCUCAGGCAAUAGGAAGCUCGCUCAACCAUUUAUAUGCAGAUGAUACAGUCUUAUACUCAGCUGGCCCCUCCCCAGUAGUCACCUCAUACAAGUACUUGGGAGUAUGGCUAGACAGUACACUGUCCUUCUCUCAGCACAUAUCCAAGCUGCAGGCUAAGGUUAAAUCUAGACUUGGUUUCCUCUAUCGCAGUGGUGGAAAGUACUUAAGUAAAAAUACUUUAAAGUACUACUUAAGUAGUUUUUUGGGGUAUCUGUACUUUACUAUUUAUAUAUUAUCAUCCCUACUGCCUCUGAUUUGGCGGACUCACUAAACACAAAUGCUUCGUAUGUAAAUUAGGUCUGGGUGUUGGAAUCUGCCCCUGGCUGUCCAUUAAAAAACUGGGCCUUUUGGUUUGCUUAACAUAAGCAAUUUGAAAUUGUUUCUACCAUUACUUUUGAUACUUAAGUAUAUUUUUGUAAUUACAUUUACUUUUGAUACUUAAGUAUAUUUAAAACCAAAAACGUUUAGACUUUUACUCAAGUAGUACUUUACUGGAUUACUUUCACUUUUACUUGAGUCAUUUUCUAUUAGGGUAUCUUUAGUUUUACUCAAGUAUGUCAAUUGGGUACUUUUUCCACCACUGCUCUAUCGUAAUCGCUCCUCUUUCACCCCAGCUGGCAAACUAACCCUGAUUCAGAUUACCAUCAUACCCAUGCUAGAUUACGGAGACUUAAUUUAUAGAUGGGCAGGGAAGGGUGCUCUCAAGCGGCUAGAUGUUCUUUACCAUUCGGCCAUCAGAUUUGCCACCAAUGCUCCUUAUAGGACACAUCACUGCACUCUAUACUCAUCUGUAAACUGGCCAUCUCUGAAUACAUUUUUACAUUUUAGUCAUUUAGCAGACGCUCUUAUCCAGAGCAACUUACAGUUAGUGAGUGCAGACAUUUUUCAUACAUAUAGAAUACCCGUCGCAAGACCCACUGGUUGAUGCUUAUUUAUAAAAGCCUCUUAAACCUCACUCCAUUCAUCUGAGAUACCCACAUUCAACCCCCAUCUUCCACAAACAACACCCGUUCUGCCAGUCACAUUCUGUUAAAGGUCCCCAAAGCACACACAUCCCUGAGCUGCUCCGUUUUUCAGUUCGCUGUAGCUAGCGACUGGAACAAGCUGCAAAAACCACUCAAACUGGACAGUUUUAUCUCCAUUUCAACUUUCAAAGAUUAUCAUGGACACACUUACUGACACUUGUGGCUGCUUUACUUGAUGUAUUGUUGUCUCUACCUUUUUGCCCUUCGUGCUGUUGUCUGUGCCUAACAAUGUUUGUACCAUAUUUGUGCUGCUACCAUGUUGUGUUGCUACCGUGUUGUUGCUCUUGGUAGGCCAUCAUUGUAAAUAAGAAUUUGUUCUUAAUUGACUUGCAUAGUUAAAUAAAGGUAAAAAAUAUAUAUACACUGAACAAAAAUAUAAACGGAACAUGCAACAAUUUCAAAGAUUUUACUGAGUUACAGUUCAUAUAAGGAAAUCAGUCAUUUGAAAUAAAUAAAAUAGUCCCUAAUCUAUGGAUUUCACAUGACUGGGAAUACAGAAAAAAAAGUAGGGGCAUGAAUCACAAAACCAGUCAGUAUCUGGUGUGACCACCAUUUGCCUCAUGCAGCGCGGAACAUCUCCUUCGCAUAGAGUUGAUCAGGCUGUUGAUUGUGGCCUGUGGAAUGUUGUCCCACUCCUCUUUAAUGGCUGUGCGAAGUUGCUGGAUAUUAGCGGGAACUGGAACACGCUGUCGUACACGUCGAUCCAGAGCAUCCCAAACAUGCUCAAUGGGUGACAUGUCUGGUGAGUAUGCAGGCCAUGGAAGAACUGGGACAUUUUCAGCUUCCAGGAAUUGUGUACAGAUCCUUGCGACAUGGGGCUGUGCAUUAUCAUGCUGAAACAUGAGGUGAUGUCGGUGGAUGAAUGGCACGACAAUGGGCCUCAGAUCUUGUCAUGGUAUCUCUGUGCUUUCAAAUUGCCAUCAAUGAAAUGCAAUUGUAUUCGUUGUCCGUAGCUUAUGCCUGCCCAUACCAUUACCCCACCGCCACCAUGGGGCACUCUGUUCACAACGUUGACAUCAGCAAACUGCUCAUCCACACAACGCCCUGCCAUCUGCCCGGUACAGUUGUAACCAGGGUUAAUCCGUGAAGAGCACACUUCUCCAGCAUGCCAGUGGCCAUCUAAGAUGAGCAUUUGCCCACUGAAGUCGUUCAAAAUGCCGAACUGCAGUCAGGUCAAGACCUGGUGAGGACGACAAGCACACAGAUGACCUUCCCUGAGACAGUUUCUGACAGUUUGUGCAGAAAUUCUUCAGUACAAGUGGUCUGCGGUUAAGGCCGGUUGGACGUACUGCCAAAUUCUCUAAAACAACGUUGGAAGCGGCUUAUUAAAUUCUCUGGCAACAGCUUUGGUGGACAUUCCUGCAGUCAGCAUGCCAAUUGCACGCUGCCUCAAUACUUGAGACAUCUGUUGCAUUGUGUUAUGUGACAAAACGGCACAUUUUAGAGUGGCCUUUUAUUGACCUCAGAACAAGGCGCACUUGUGUAAUGAUCAUCCUGUUUAAUCAGCUUCUUGAUAUGCCACACCUGUCAGGUGGAUUAAUUAUCUUGGAAAAGGAGAAAUGCUCACUAACAGGGAUGUAAACAAAUUUGUGCACAACAUUUGAGAUGAAUAAGCUUUUUGUGCAGAUAUAGAACAUUUCUGGGAUCUUUUAUUUCAGCUCACGAAACAUGGGACCAACACUUUAUAUACAGUGGGGGAAAAAAGUAUUUAGUCAGCCACCAAUUGUGCAAGUUCUCCAACUUAAAAAGAUGAGAGAGGCCUGUAAUUUUCAUCAUAGGUACAUGUCAACUAUCACAAAACAAAAUUAGAUUUUUUUUCUCCAGAAAAUCACAUUGUAGGAUUUUUUAUGAAUUUAUUUGCAAAUUAUGGUGGAAAAUAAGUAUUUGGUCAAUAACAAAAGUUUCUCAAUACUUUGUUAUAUACCCUUUGUUGGCAAUGACACAGGUCAAACGUUUUCUGUAAGUCUUCACAAGGUUUUCACACACUGUUGCUGGUAUUUUGGCCCAUUCCUCCAUGCAGAUCUCCUCUAGAGCAGUGAUGUUUUGGGGCUGUCGCUGGGCAACAUGGACUUUCAACUCCCUCCAAAGAUUUUCUAUGGGGUUGAGAUCUGGAGACUGGCUAGGCCACUCCAGGACCUUGAAAUGCUUCUUACGAAGCCACUUCGUUGCCCGGGCGGUGUGUUUGGGAUCAUUGUCAUGCUGAAAGACCCAGCCACGUUUCAUCUUCAAUGCCCUUGCUGAUGGAAGGAGGUUUUCACUCAAAAUCUCACGAUACAUGGCCCCAUUCAUUCUUUCCUUUACACGGAUCAGUCGUCCUGGUCCCUUUGCAGAAAAACAGCCCCAAAGCAUGAUGUUUCCACCCUCAUGCUUCACAGUAGGUAUGGUGUUCUUUGGAUGCAACUCAGCAUUCUCUGUCCUCCAAACACGACGAGUUGAGUUUUUACCAAAAAGUUAUAUUUUGGUUUCAUCUGACCAUAUGACAUUCUCCCAAUCCUCUUCUGGAUCAUCCAAAUGCACUCUAGCAAACUUCAGACGGGCCUGGACAUGUACUGGCUUAAGCAGGGGGACACGUCUGGCACUGCAGGAUUUGAGUCCCUGGCGGCGUAGUGUGUUACUGAUGGUAGGCUUUGUUACUUUGGUCCCAGCUCUCUGCAGGUCAUUCACUAGGUCCCCCCGUGUGGUUCUGGGAUUUUUGCUCACCGUUCUUGUGAUCAUUUUGUCCCCAUGGGGUGAAAUCUUGCGUGGAGCCCCAGAUCGAGGGAGAUUAUCAGUGGUCUUGUAUGUCUUCCAUUUCCUAAUAAUUGCUCCCACAGUUAUUUCUUCAAACCAAGCUGCUUAGCUAUUGCUGAUUUAGUCUUCCCAGCCUGGUGCAGGUCUACAAUUUUGUUUCUGGUGUCCUUUGACAGCUCUUUGGUCUUGGCCAUAGUGGAGUUUGGAGUGUGACUGUUUGAGGUUGUGGACAGGUGUCUUUUAUACUGAUAACAAGUUCAAACAGGUGCCAUUAAUACAGGUAACGAGUGGAGGACAGAGGAGCCCCUUAAAGAAGAAGUUACAGAUCUGUGAGAGCCAGAAAUCUUGCUUGUUUGUAGGUGACCAAAUACUUAUUUUCCACCAUAAUUUGCAAAUAAAUUCAUUAAAAAUCCUACAAUGUGAUUUUCUGGAAACAUUUUUCUCAAUUUGUCUGUCAUAGUUGACGUGUACCUAUGAUGAAAAUUACAGGCCUCUCUCAUCUUUUUAAGUGGGAGAACUUGCACAAUUGGUGGCUGACUAAAUACUUUUUUUCCCCACUGUAUAUCCGUAUAGGUGUGCAACUAGCAUUCCCAGACACACUAAUAUACUUGGAAUGUGACAAACAGUGGAGUGUUAACCUUCUCAGCAGGCUACCACCAGUAUUUCUGUUGGUUUGUGUAGGAUGGUAGAGGUAUGUGGCAAGAUAUAUUAGUAUGUGGCAAGAUAUAUAUGUUGUUGUCUGCGGUACUAGGUGAAUGUCCCCACGUUGGAGAAGACCACCCCUCUGUCGGAGGCCUGUGCCCGGGGCCACACUGCCUGUGUGACCCUGCUCCUCCAGCAUGGAGCCUCAACCCAGGGAUCCAGCCUCUCAGCCUCCCCCAUCCACCAGGCCGCAGCCAAAGGUCAGGGGUCACAUUCUUAGGGACAGACUCGGAUAGAUCCUCCAUGGUUCAUCAGCCAAGGCAGUAGCCAUGUGAUUCAUUGAAGACUGCAUUGCAGGAAAAUCCCUGUAGGGAUGACAAAAUGGAGAAACAAUACCAUUAUGCAUGUUUUUCACAUAGCUAAGGUUCUUAUAGCUACAGCACUUUGACCGAGACAAAAGUCGAAACACGUCAGCUUUUAUAAAAUAAAAAAGAGCACCAUGAACUCCAUUUUUUGUUGUUAUAGUUAUUUAUGGGAGAUGUUGCAACCUUUCUUUUUUUGUAAUACCUUGGAGCUACAGCACUUUGUUAAACCGUUGUCAUGUUUUAUAUUUUUUUAUGAUAAAGUGUAAUGAGAUGUAUCAUUAAGUAAGCAGUUUUUCAAAGCAGAUCCCACACACUGUUCUUUAUUCCCUGAUUAUAUCUCUGUCCAGGUCACCCAGAGUGCAUUGAGUCUCUGGUUCAUCACGGGGCAGAUGUAGAUCAGCACACUGACCAAUCAGGCUCGCCGCUUUACACCGCCUGCACCAAUCAGCAUCUGAGUACUGUGAGGAAACUGCUUCAGCUUGGUAUGAAAAUGGAAUCCCUUUAGUUUGUUGUUAUUACGCAGAAAGGAUGUAUAGAUAGAUAUAAUCUGGAUUAGACAUUGACCAGUGUGCUUCUAUCACAAGGUUCUCAAAUAUUAUAAUAAGAGUUAUUUACAGUUUACACGUGGCCUGCAGUAUAUGAUACCUUUUACCAAGGGAGCCACGGCACUCUCAUGUGACAUUUACUGUAGGCUACAUACAAAAUCCACACAAUAUCCACAUAUAUACACUCUCUGUCAGGUGCUAGUGUGAACAGGAGUAAGGAUGGGGACUCUCCUCUGCACGCGGCAGCCCGUCUGUCCAACCUUGAGCUGGUGUCUGUUCUCCUGGAGCACGGGGCUGACUGCAGCCGCAGAGACACACAGGGCAAGCAACCCCUGGACCUGGCCCCUCCCAACAGCCCCGUGGAGAAACUACUGGGCAACAAAGGAGGUAGCUAGACCCGUAAUGGAUCUAUCUGAUACACAACAUUUUGGACAGAAGAUUCUGUGGUGCUUUGAACUGCUGUUGUAUACGUUGAGUUUAAACCCAUCAUGGAUAUGUUUGUGUUUGUGAAAGGAUUCUUGGUUCUUGCAUGAUAUAUUAAUAGAUUUGCAUAGUAUUUACAUUGUGCUUGUGUUAUUUACAAUAUCAAACCCUGAGAACAUAUUUCUGUUAUCUAAAUGAUGGCCGUUUCUCCUCUGAUGGCUGACCAGGAGUGUCUCGUCUGAUGCAGCUGUGCCGGCUGUCCAUCAGGAAGGUUUUGGGAAAGGCCAGACUUAUUUCAAUCCAUGGUCUUCAGAUCCCCACAGAACUGAAGCAAUACCUUCUGUACCAAUCGGAUCUAUGGGGUACAUCCAUAAAAUGAACAUAUUUUUUAAAUGUUCUAUCUCAAUGCAUUUCUACUUUCGGUCAGUAGGUGGCACCUUAGCACCAGCAUCUGUGGAGAGAGGACUUAAAAACGUAUUGUGAAUGUUGAUUAGUGGGAUGGUUUGUGCCACAUUAUCAGAUUUGUUCACAUGAAAGAUAUGAGAAAGAAGAGAGAACUUUAGAUUUUAUGCAUUCAUAAAUGAAUUAAUAAAUAUGUACUGUUACUUGAAAAU